AUAUUAACAACAAUGGUGGCAGGGUAAGAAGGCGGGAUUAGAAAUGGCACCGAAAAGCAGUAGUGUGUUUUUGUCAAGAAUUUUGAAGUUUUGUGUAUAAUGUCGAAACUGAAUGGCGAUAAGUCUAACUAUAUUGGAUCAUUAUUACAUAGUUUGUGCUUAAAUUAUGCGGACCAAAACGAAGCUGUUGCAGAUAAAUCAUUCCACAUUGUCAGUAAAAAGUUAACACAACCCCAUUGUGGCAAAGAGCAGUGUGAGUUUGUCACUGUAGAGAAGAUAAAGGGAAGGAUUGGCAAGAUAAGGGGACAAGAGGACGUGCACAGCUUUGUCGACCUGUACCAUAAGCUGACACAGUCUGUUGCGUUGAAGAACCGCGGUGCCGUGCUGAACUUCCUGUUGCUCGCGAGCCUGCAAGCUGAUGGCGACCGCGAGAACAACCUAGAGCAGCCCUUCUACAUACCGCUGCUCUCGCCUGCUGGCCACCUGCCAGCCAUGCCUUCUCGCGGGAGCAGUUCCCCGCAGGAGUUGUACAUAAAUUCGUCGCGCCAGAGGCCGGCUCCUGUGUCAGUGAUGCAACAGACUGCAGUCCCUCUCUACAUCAACUCCAGGUUCAGCGACAGUUCAGGGGAACUCCGAAAUGUCCAAUCACGUCCGUACAAGGCCAAGGUGGACAGUGGUUCAUUUAUUACUGAUGUUUCGGAGAGUGCGUUGCUGCAGGAGCUUAUAUAUUCAUUCCAAGGAAUUGACGGCAAGAUCUUGAAAUGGAGCAAGGUCCACGAGGAGUUUGUAGUCGAUGCACAGGUGAAGCUGACCGUGUCGAGGAGGCGCUACGUGCAGCGCCUGGCCGAGCUGGGCCAGCUCUACAUGCAGGUAAACGACUGCUGUGCCAAGAUGAGCUCCUCUCACAACACGGGCCUCGUGUGCCAGAGCCUUGUGGCCGCGCUGCGCUCCGAGCUGGUGGAGUACUACCGCGCCAUCGCCGUCUGGCAGUCACAGAUCCAGCAGCAGUGCGAGAGCCCGGCGGACUCGCCCCUGAGCGAGGAGGCGGCGACGGCGGCCGCCCCUGCCCCUGCCCCCCGCGGCCAGCAGCACCUCACGCUGCGGCGACUGCUGGUGUACUCCCAGGAGCCCCUGGGGCGCAUGCGCUGGCUGGCAGCCAUCGCCCGCAGCUGCGUGGGCAAGAAGGGCGGGGCGCUGGCCUCGUGCGCUCACCGGUACCUGCAGCACGGCGACUCUGCCCUCAAGGACCUGGUCAGGCACCUGCUCAGCGUGGUUUGCAAGCCAGUGUUUGAAAUGAUAAGCCGCUGGAUACUAGAAGGAGAACUCGAUGAUCCUCACGGAGAGUUCUUCAUUGCCGCCAACUCUAACAUCAUGGGUGACCAGCUGUGGCAUGAGAAGUACAGAGUUCUUGACAUCAUGGUACCAAGCUUCAUAUCACCAUCCCAAGCGAAGAAGAUCCUGGCGACUGGAAAGAGCAUAAACUUCCUGCGUGAAAUAUGCCACGACUACUCCCCACUCAAAGGACGUGAGGAACUGAAGCAUACACUCGAUUGUGCCAGUGUGGAUUCGUUGUUCCUGAUGGAGCGGGAGGGCAACUUGCAGUUCAUGAUGGACUCUGCGUACCUGGACACAUCCAAGCGUGUGCUGGACGUGCUGAUUGACCAGUACAAGUUUCUGGAGCACCUGCAGGCCAUGAGGCGCUACCUUUUGCUGGGCCAAGGAGACUUCAUACGCUACCUCAUGGAGUUGCUCGAACCAGAAUUGAACAAGUCGGCCAGCCAGCUGCUGCCUCACAACCUGAUGGGGAUAAUGGAGUCUGCAAUCAGGGCGACUAAUGCUCAGUUUGAGGACGCUGACAUCCUCCAGAGGCUGGAUGUGAUCCUCCUGCACGUCACCUCGGACGACGUGGGCUGGGACAUCUUCAGCCUCGACUAUCAUGUGGCUGGCCCCAUUGGCACCAUCUUCAAGCAAGAAAGAGAAUCAUAUCUUAUGCUGUUCAGUGCUCUUUGGAGGACGAAACGAAUGGAGUGGGUGCUCUCCGGGAUGUGGAAAAGGCAGGUCACAUCCUCCAAGAUGGUGCACAAGGUUCCUGAGCUGGUCCCGCUGAUGAAGCAGAUGCAUCUUCUCAUCUCGGAGAUGGUGCACUUUGUGCACCAGAUGCAGUACUACCUGCUGUUCGAAGUGCUGGAGUGCUCCUGGGACGAGCUGAUCAAGCAGGUUCACCAGGCGGAGUCCUUGGACGACAUCAUCCUCGCCCACCACGUGUUCCUGCUCAACGUCAAGUCCGGGGCCCUCCUGGACAGCGAGGAGGCCCAGAGGAAGAAGAACCUGUCGACGAAGCUGCGGGCCGUGUACGACCUGAUACUCCAGCUGCAGAGCCACGAGAAGAGCGUCCAGGAGCGCAUGGGCCAGGAGCUGGAGGCCCGGCUGGCCCGCGAGGCGGAGGUCUCCCGGGCCGGCCAGGGCCAGUGGGGGCGCUGCGCCGACACGGACGCCAAGGAGGCGGUCCGGCUGCGCGAGUUCGCCAAGGUGUACGUGCCCGGGGCCGGCGCCCAGAUGAGGAUCCUCGCCAAGAGCUACAGGGACCUUGUGAGGCAGUUCCUCAUGGACCUGCUGGCGGAGGACGACUUCAGCCUCCACCUGCUGAGCUCGCGGCUGGACUUCAGCGAGUACUACAAGCGGCACGACCCGGAGAUCUCGGAGCGGCACACGCACCUGCACCGCCGCACCAGCCUCCACGCCAAGUGA
Molecule: messenger RNA, 2748 nt
Organism: Bacillus rossius redtenbacheri
Lineage: Eukaryota; Metazoa; Arthropoda; Insecta; Phasmatodea; Bacillidae
Gene: Grip91
Product: gamma-tubulin complex component 3
Exons: 16
Coding region: 100-2748 (882 amino acids)
Biological process (GO): cytoplasmic microtubule organization; mitotic cell cycle; meiotic cell cycle
Cellular component (GO): gamma-tubulin complex; centrosome; equatorial microtubule organizing center
Molecular function (GO): gamma-tubulin binding; microtubule minus-end binding
Source: RefSeq, a predicted model, not a curated record